Messenger RNA from Nanorana parkeri, 3488 nucleotides. It is a transcript of the gene VCAN, whose product is annotated as versican. Bases 112 to 2082 code for a protein of 656 amino acids. Gene Ontology annotation, molecular function: calcium ion binding; hyaluronic acid binding. NCBI's taxonomy places the organism in Eukaryota, Metazoa, Chordata, Amphibia, Anura, Dicroglossidae. Gene Ontology annotation, biological process: cell adhesion. The record is from RefSeq and is a predicted model, not a curated record. The transcript is spliced from 13 exons.
CAGGGAUAUACCAAGCCAUCAUCCACAGGCAACUCUGGAAUAGCAGAAUACAUCACUGUACAACACUGGACUUCAUGCAGCCAAGACACUAAGUCAUCCUUAAAGGUCAAUAUGUUGUUAGAUAUAAAAUAUAUAUUUUGGAUAUGCUCAGCAUUCCACCUUUCCUAUGCAUUCCGUGCAGUUAAAUUGGAAAAGAGUCCACCAGUCAAAGGAACUUUGUCAGGGAGAGUGACGUUACCAUGCUAUUUCUCAACAAUACCAACAUUACCACCAAUCUACAACAUCACAAGUGAAUUUUUGAGGAUAAAAUGGACCAAAAUCGAGCGAAGCCGAGAUGGAAAAGACCCAAAGGAAACUACAGUUCUAGUUGCCCAAAGUGGUGGUAUCAAAAUUGGCCAAAAUUACAGGGGCAGAGUGUCUGUACCCAGUCACCCAGAAGACAUUGGUGAUGCAUCAUUAACAAUGGUUAAGCUCCGUGCCAGCGAUGCUGGUGUUUACCGAUGUGAAGUGCUGUUUGGAAUCGAAGAUACUCAAGAUACUAUUUCCCUGGAUGUUUCCGGUGUUGUCUUCCACUACCGUGCACCUGUAGACAAGUACAUCUUAGACUUUGAAGGUGCCCAGAAAGCAUGUAUAGACAAUGGUGCUUCAAUUGCAACCCCAGCACAACUGAGAGCUGCCUAUGAAGAUGGCUUUGAGCAGUGUGACGCUGGAUGGCUGGCAGACCAAUCUGUUAGAUACCCAAUCCGCAACCCAAGAGCUGGCUGCUUUGGCGACAAAAAGGGCAAGGAAGGAAUAAGAACCUAUGGAAGACGUCCAGAGGAGGAAAAAUAUGAUGUAUACUGUUUUGUGAAUGAACUUCAGGGUGACCUAUUCCAUGUUCCCAAAAAGUUGACAUUUGAUGAAGCUAAAAUAGAAUGCGAGAAGAACAGUGCAGCUAUAGCAACUGUUGGUGACUUGUAUGCCGCUUGGAGGAAAGGCUUUGACCAGUGUGACUAUGGCUGGCUUGCAGAUGGCAGUGUGCGUUAUCCUGUGUCUUUUGCGAGACCCCAGUGUGGAGGUGGACUCCUUGGGGUGAGGACUAAAUAUCGCUUCAGCAAUCAGACAUACUUUCCUCAGUCAAAGGAGAAGUAUAAUGUCUACUGUAUUCAGACUCAAGACCCAUGUAAGGUAAAUCCAUGCCAGCAGGGUGGAACAUGUUAUGCUCGUGGUGCUUCUUCAUAUGUGUGCACUUGUAUGCCUGGUUUCAGUGGAGAACUUUGUGAAAUUGAUAUUGAUGAAUGUCAGUCAAAUCCAUGCCGGAAUGGAGCUGCGUGUGUUGACGGCAUAAACUCAUUCAUGUGUAUUUGCCUUCCUAGCUACAGUGGAGCUCUUUGUGAACAAGACACAGAAAUCUGUGACUAUGGAUGGCACAAAUUCCAAGGGCAGUGCUAUAAAUACUUUGCCCACCGACGCACCUGGGAUGCAGCUGAGAGAGAAUGUCGCGUGCAAGGAGGUCACCUGACCAGCAUUUUGUCACAGGAAGAACAGCACUUUGUGAACCGCCUGGGUCAUGAUUAUCAGUGGAUUGGCCUGAACGAUAAGAUGUUUGAGAAUGAUUUCCGCUGGACUGAUGGAAGCACAUUGCAAUAUGAAAAUUGGAGGCCAAACCAACCAGACAGCUUCUUUUCUGCUGGUGAAGACUGUGUUGUAAUAAUUUGGCAUGAGGAUGGGCAAUGGAAUGAUGUGCCUUGCAACUAUCAUCUCACAUACACCUGCAAGAAGGGAACAGUUGCCUGUGGACAGCCUCCUUUGGUUGAAAAUGCGAAGACAUUUGGAAAGGCAAAACCACGAUAUGAAGUGAAUGCCAUGAUUCGAUACCACUGCCAAGACGGCUUCAUUCAGAGGCAUAUGCCGACUAUACGAUGCAGAGGCGAUGGAAGGUGGGACCUUCCUAAAGUUUCAUGUCUGAAACCUUCUGGAUACCAAAGGACUUAUUCCAAGAAAUAUUACUACAAAUUUAGUCCACCAGAGAUGAGGACUCCACUGUACACACCCAAACAUCACCAUCGUUGGAGCAGGACACAGCAAGAGUCACCACGCUGAGUAAUCCCAAAUUAUCAUCAAUGGACAUCCUAACUGCCAAAGUCCUGCAUUACAGUGCCUUUCACAAGUCUGAAACAAAAACAAAAAUCUAUCUGAUCUAAUCUGGGACUGGACAAUGGCGUUUUAAAGACCACCAAGAAAAACAAGAAUGACUUUUCAAUUUAAGUGUUAAUUAUAGGGAACUAAAGCAGCAUAUAAAAUUAAUUCCAGCCAAAUAGAACAUUUAGUUUGUGUCACCAAGGCAAACAGAUAUUGUAUUAAUGCAAGCUUACAUUAAUAUUUAAACAGCUUGAACCUAGCUUGAAUGUUGUUUGUAAAUAAGAUGAUUUAAAUAUGUUUUCUAAUCAUGUAUAUAAAAUUUAAUUAAUCAAACUAAAAGUCAGGCAUUUUUAAUAAAGGCUUAAAGACUAAAUUACUAAUUAUGCAAAUAAUAGUUGGCUGAGGCUGGAGAAAAAAAAGAAAAACGUUGUUAAAAAAAAAAAAGUGCCAGAUAAAGAUAUUGUUUUUAGAGGUACAAUCUAAAAACAUCUGUGCCAUGUAACAUUUUCAUAUUGUGGGAAAAAAAAUAGGGAACAAAAUUUCCACAUGACAGAGAUCAAGAAUUAUUUGUCGACUGCAAUAAAAAUGUUAAUAUUCAUCCAUGACCACUCAAAAAAAUGGACUUAUUGGAUGAGCUUUUUUUCAUUGUGUAAGUCUGUAGCUUUUUUUUUGUAGAAUUUGUACUGCUAAUUCAUGGAGAGUUUUUUUUUUUCGCUAAAAGCCGCAGAUGCAAACUCAGAUCUGACAUGGAUGCAUCAUUUUUCUGCAUCAUUUUCUAUAUACAGCUGCAUCACUUUUUUGAUGCAAGUUUUUACAAUGACGUCAUAACUGCUGCACAAAUAGAUGUAAGGAACACGAAAGGAGUCAGUUUUGAUUUUGCAUCACAGAAAGCUCUCCUUUUUUCAUAAGCAGGGGGAACAUUGCUCUGUGUCUUCAACACACUCCACGGUGUAUUUUGAAGGUGCAUUUUACAACUUUUGUAAAAAAAUAAAAAUAGACAAAACAGUAAAUAAUUUUGUAUAUAUAAUCAUUUUCUAGUUUUUUUAAAUGAAAUUAUGAAUGUUUAUUAAUAAAUGCGGCAGCUGUGAAAAGUACAGAUACAAAUUUAGGAAGCCAGACCAAUUUUCUUUGUUUGCUGCUUCCAUGCCGACCAUAAUUUUUCAGCAUCAGUAUGUCAUCUCUUGUCUUAUAAGCAAGUGGGGAAUAUAUAUUAUAUACUGUAAGUUUACAAGAAAGUAAAUUCAGGAUAAUUGUUCACUUGAAAUAAAUAUGUACUAUCCAUUUGACUUCUGGGUAAUAUCCCAAAAGGCACAUGACAUUUAGGAAUGGUUCGCUUUCAGUAGUGGUUCGGUGACCUUAAAAUGGAA